GCAGUGGAGGAGAUGAUGUGUUGUUAUCGAUCGAUUAUGGAAAUUUAGAAGUAUAUGUCCGCAAACCGACAUCCAUAAAACUCAAAAUGGAAGUUACAAACGGUUUGCUUUCAAACCUCGUGGAAACGAAGUCCAUGGAGGCCGUUUUGGCGCCGAUCUCAUCUCAGGUAUCACAAUUAAUUAUGGUAUGCGAAUCUAAUUCUGGGUGGAGAUCAAGUGAAUCUGCUACCAAAUCAGCUGAGACUGUCAAACAGAUCAUCCUGGAUUUGAUUAACGUGGCAAAAAUGAAGGCUGCUGAGUCCAAACAUCAGACUUAUAAAGCUGACAUGCUGAAUGCGAGUGAAAUGUUGAGCCUAGCCGCUGAUAAUUUCUACACAAGUGCCCUUAGCUUACAGCAGAACCCUCAGAGUAAGAAUGCGCGGAGAGCAGUGGUACAGGCAGCCAAGGAUGCUCUCCAAGGCACGAUGAGGGUGUUGCUGAUUAGAGAUGAGGCAGAAGUCAAAGCUAUCGUGGAAGCAGCCUGUAAAGUGAAUGCUGUUCUGAGCACUCUGACAACAGCCUCUAACAUGAAUGAACUGGUCUCUAUGUUCAGAAUGUUUAUGGAGGCAAUGGUUCACCUGACAAGGCUAGCCAGCAGGCGGCAGCUUGAGCUGAUUCGUACCAGACAGCGAGAGAAGGUGAUCAUGGGGUUGGGGGUGUUAAAGAAAGCCGUACCCCUCCUAAACACAGCACUGAAGAGCUAUGUCAAACAUCCAGACAGUUCUCAGGCCAAGGUGAGUCGAGAUUAUGCUGUGAAGCAGAUAGAGACCGGCCUGACUGACAUCACAGAUGCUGUCAGUAACCGCUUUACAGAAGAGGAUUACCUAGGGUUAGAGGAAGCUGGCUUCUUUGUCUCUAAACUUGACCAGCUAUUGGAGGCGCUAACAGAGGUGGGGAGAAAGGACAUCCCUGGUAACUUUGAGAUGUGGGCUCAGGACAUCAUUGCUCACAGCAUGGCCGUUGCUCACCAGUGUACUGAUGCCCACAGAGAGCUGAUCAUCAGUAACUGUCAGAGAAUUUUGCUUCAGAAAGGGAGACUACUGGAGUUGUUUGUGACAUUCCGAGUAGGACAUAGCCCAGUUAGUGCUGAAGUCAGGGAGGACUAUGAUGAAGUGUGUGAGGGACUGAUUGAUGAAUUCUGUGACCUUGAACGCCAUGUCAACAUGGCUGUCCUUCACCUUAUUGUGCUCACAUUCUGCCAGACAACGGAAACUCUGGACAAACUUGUCCAAACAGCCAUGCAACAAGCGGUGACUGGGGGUGAAUGGUUCUCUGUGCUGAACCAUCACAUUGUGAUAUUUGGAGAGCAUGCAGACAAGGUGUGCCAGGUGGCAAGUCUAGCAGCAGCAAGCUCCACAGACGCCAAACGUGUGAGACGUAUACGAUUGUGCAUUCACCGCUUAGAGCAGCUUGACCCCGAAGUCGUUCCCGCGGCUGUGGCAUGCCUAAAGUCUGGGGGUGACAGACAGGCCAUACAGCAUAUGAGGCUGCUGAAGGAGGAGUGGAGACACGAAUUUGAAGAGCUGCUCCAGGUCUUGGAUGAUAUGACAGACCCCAGAAUCUUCAUGGAUGUCUCAGAGGAGCAGCUAGUCCAGGACUUGAACACAUGCAAUGGCCUUCUGAUGGUGCAUGACCUAGAGGAGAUUGCGGACGUCUUUCAUGCUAUGGCUGGCAAAGCGCGUCGUGUCGUCCAGGUCGCCAAGCAGAUCGCAGAUGCCAUGAGGACCCGCUGUACAGGAACGGGCUGAUGGUGUAUGU
This is a messenger RNA of Liolophura sinensis, 1797 nucleotides long. RefSeq names its product catenin alpha-2-like. Gene Ontology annotation, molecular function: actin filament binding; beta-catenin binding. NCBI's taxonomy places the organism in Eukaryota, Metazoa, Mollusca, Polyplacophora, Chitonida, Chitonidae. The coding region runs from base 87 to 1787 and encodes 566 amino acids. Gene Ontology annotation, biological process: cell migration; cell-cell adhesion. Gene Ontology annotation, cellular component: adherens junction; catenin complex. The record is from RefSeq and is a predicted model, not a curated record. The transcript is spliced from 12 exons.